AGAGAGGCGAGGUGGGGGGAGAAGGUUUGGAUGCUGGAAGGCGGCGGCGGCCAUGUUGCCUAUCUCAAGAGAAGAGAGAACUCCGAGGACCGAGCGCCAAGGUUCGCUCGUUGCUUGCAGCGGCUAACUUUGGUUUUCAAAUAUCAUCAUCUCACCAUCCAUUCCCAAGUGUUGUUUUUCUCAAAAAAAUAUUCAAAAUCCAAAUCAAAUUGAUUCGCUUUCUCUACGACAAAAAUUAAGUUCGUGUUUUGGUUUUUUCCUGAUACUGCAAACGAAGAAGAAAAUUCCACCAUUCCCCCACCCUCACCGCCCCAUUUUCCCACCUCUUUCUUGAAAGAGAGACACCGGUACACGCUGUGAAACCGGAAGAAUCACCACGAGAGGAGAAGAGAGAUGAUACUAAAGUGAAAACUCGAUAUCAAGUGAGAGUGCUUUUUUUGGGAGAGAAGAAAAGUAAAAAAAAAAAAAAUAGUGCCAUUUGUGGAUAAAAUUUUUUGUGUCAGGAUAUAUAAAUUAAAAGAAAAAGGUGAAUUAGUGUCUGCGCCGUCGGAUCAUCAGAGAUUGUUUUGAAAAACGAAAAAAAAAUUGAGGCACAGCCUCGGAUGUGGGGAAAAAUGUUAUUAUCCGCGGAGAUGUGAUCCGGAACUCAAGAGGGACGCUUAGUAGUUUGUAGUUUUGUCCCCCUUUUUUCCACCCUCCCACCACCCCCAUUUUUUUUAAAACUGGGGUCCGCCCAUUAUCAACCCCAGUCCCCCACCCAAGGAAAAAAUCUCCCUAUAGUGUCAACUGGAACCAAUGCUCGCAAUCUUUGAACAAGCGAUUUUCAACUACUUCAAGCAACUACUUCACGUGCCAUACAGUAUAGUCUGUGAUAAAGAACCCCAGAUCUCGAAACGUCAAUGUGCCACUAAUAGAAAACAAAAGAAAAGAAAAGAAAAUCUAGAAGUAGUAAAGGGAGGAAAAUUUUUCGACUAUUGAAAGGACAUUACACUAAACGAAUGACCUUAGAACCAGGAUCACGGUCCAUUGAAGAGCACGAUCUCAUCAAGGAACAGGUGAAGAAUCUAGUCCGCAGAAUGUCUACCUGUGCGGACGAAGCCGAAAAUACAUCCCUGCAUAUGCAGGAAUCUUUAUCGCCGGAGGUCCCAGUGUCUCCGGCGUCAUCAUUGAGCAAUCAAAAUCAAAAUGACAGUGAGCACACGUUACUGGCGACGAUGCAACCGGUUAAUGUUCUCGAUCUCCAUGAACCACCGGGACAUCCACUUCAUUUAAAAUAUCAUCAUCAUCAUCACAAUCAUCAUCGACAUCACCAUCAUCAUCAGCAUCAUCAUUCGCAUAUUCAGCAAGACGACGAUCAUUCCCGUGGUCCUGACGAUCAGGACGAUCGAGUAACACCCGAAUCGGCUGGUAACAAUUCAAAUUUGGCAGUUGGCGAACACAAAAUGAUUGACCUCAUCUACAAUGAUGGACAAAAAACAAUCAUGUACACACAUGACAAGGAGAUUAUUUACGAGAACGAGGCUGAUAGGGUACAAGUCGUAGAAUAUCCACCACCGCCACCCUCACCACCAUCGCCAUCACCGCCGCCAAGAGGUGGCCUAGUGCCCGUCAAUUGUGUCACACCAAGAACAACAUCAACUCUUCAUUUACACUAUCCUCAAUUGCAAUUACAACACGAUGACGAUUUACCAAGAGGCGUUUCAACAGUGUCCAAUGUCUCGAAUUGCACCGCUGGAACAACAACAACCACCGUUUUGGUACUAUCCGAACUUGUUGCCGCCGAUCCUACUGCAAGUGCUGCCGCCGCACAACAAUUGACACUCACAGCUGCAUCUCUUCGUGCUGGAAGACGAAGUCGAGGUGAGGAGGACUCGGGCGGCGUUACAGAGGAGGAUCAGGCUGGCUACGGAGCAGUGGCGGGAUCACGUGAGCCUGAGGACGAAGAAAAUUUAGGAUCCGAGGAGGCACAGUCCCUGCAGAACGCGACCGGGGUCCAGGGUGCGGCCGAACCCGGCGACCCGGAAGUCCACAAAAGGGUCGCGGCCGUGCAGGUACAAGUGCAGGGUAUGGAGGGCGAUUGGCGCGCCUACUGCGAGCAUCCGCUAUCGGUCGCUACCGCAGCCAUGCUUAAUCUUCAGCAGCAACAUCAGGUGACGGCCGUUUCCAGUCAUAAUGACGAUCCGGCCGCAUCCUACGUCUACGAGUACUACAAAAUUCCCGAGAAAGCCACCGAAGUCAAACUACCACCAACGCACGAACUCUGGUCCACGGGUGUGAUGGGACCAAAACUUUUGGUGCAAGAGGCUCCUGGUGCCGGCUCAACAAAUCGAAUGGAAACGUCCGAAGGCACAGGUGGAGGGGAGCUUCAUCACUUAUUUCAUCAGUAUAAUCAACAAUCGCACAGUCCAGGGCAAAGUCUGCAGGGUGGUCUCUCUCUUCCCCUUAGUCCGCAAUCGUUACGUCACGAUGGUUCGUCAAGUGCCGGUAUACAGGGGGUUAAACGUGAACCCGAGGAUCUCAGUUCAUCACGAGGUGGUCAACAAUCUAGUAAACGUCACAAACAAUCGCAACCUGACAGUCCAACGCCGCCGGGAAUGUACCAUCAUCAUCAGCACCAGCUACAGGUACAGCAAUACGGAAGUCCCUACGAUCCCUAUUCGUCGUGCAGUCCGCGACUGCAAUCGGCGGGUUAUACGUCGGCUUCGGCGAAUGCAGCGGCAAAUGCUGCAAAUUCCGGGGGACUUCAUCAGGAGGCAACAGUUUACGUGACGAGUGAACAAUUGCCACCAUUGGCCUCGUCGAGUUCCUCGUCACUACCUACAACGACUGCAUCCUACACGAGGUACGAAGUUGUGCCCAGUUCAUAUGCGACAACACACGCAAUUCGCACCACAUCAAGUAGCAGCAAAGUCCUCACUGUCGAUCUACCCAGCCCUGAUUCGGGGAUUGGUGCCGACGCUGUCACCCCGAGGCAGGAUCAUCAUCCGCCAACGGCACUUCAUCAGUCGUCGUUUGAUUACACGGAACUAUGUCCUGGAGGCAGUGCAACCGCAACGACUGUGGUGCUCGAGAGUGGAGCCGUCAUUCACCAUCAACCACUGCAACUACAAUUGCAGCAAGGACACACCCAAACACAAGUUCCAAGAAGUGCCCUCGUCAGUGGUGCAACAACUCCCAAUCCGAAUCCAAAUCCACCAAGGUCAAGGCCGUGGCACGACUUUGGACGACAGAAUGACGCCGAUAAAAUACAAAUAGCAAAACUUUAUGCACCCUACGGUUUCAAGUAUCACCUGGAGUCGCCAAUCAGUACAUCGCAACGACGCGAGGACGAUAGAAUAACUUACAUCAAUAAGGGACAGUUUUACGGCAUCACGCUGGAUUAUGUACCGGAUCCUGAUAAACCUCAACUUAAACCUGGUCAGACUGUCAAGAGUGUUGUGAUGUUAAUGUUCCGGGAGGAGAAGAGUCCUGAAGAUGAAAUUAAGUCGUGGCAAUUUUGGCACGCGAGACAACAUUCUGCGAAGCAACGGAUUCUCGACGCUGAUACGAAGAACAGUGUGGGACUUGUUGGAUGUAUCGAGGAAGUUGCACAUAACGCGAUUGCAGUUUACUGGAAUCCCUUGGAAUCGUCAGCUAAGAUCAACGUCGCGGUUCAAUGUUUAAGCACGGACUUUUCGAGUCAAAAGGGCGUCAAGGGACUUCCUCUACAUAUUCAAAUAGAUACUUACGAAGAACCACCACCACAUGCUCAUUCGUACACGCCACCGUCUCACAGGGGCUACUGUCAAAUUAAAGUCUUCUGUGAUAAGGGAGCGGAGAGGAAAACACGGGAUGAAGAAAGGCGGGCGGCAAAGAGGAAAAUGACGGCAACGGGGAGAAAGAAAUUGGACGAACUAUAUCAUUCGGUGACGGAGAGGAGCGAGUUCUACUGUAUGGCGGAUCUUCAUAAACCACCAGUGUUGUUCACACCACCAGCGGAGCAUGCCAUCGAUAAGUUUUCGACAAUGGAGUUGUCGGGAUUCUACGGAGGCGGUGGUGGGGGUAACGGGGGUGACACGGACACCUCGUCUCUGAGUAACGGCGAGGGCGGCGGAUUAAAGGCAGGGGGCAGUAGUCCUUAUCCUGCAUGCGGGGGUAGACCGAGCCUGCCGGCCCUCAAAUUUCACAAUCACUUUCCACCUGACAAUCUGAGUUCCCUCCACGACAAGAAGGACUCAUUGCUGAUGCAGGUCCAGGAGCUUCAGGGUUCCGUUCUUCAGAGCGUACAACCACAGGGAAUACCGAGCGGUGCCGUUGUUACUGGAACCGUUGGCAAUCGAUUACACCUCUCUCAACAACAUUUGCGAGCAAGCGAUGCCGAGGAACGUGUUAUGCUUUACGUGCGCCAGGAGGCCGACGACGUUUACACGCCACUUCACGUCACACCGCCAACAGUUCAAGGACUUCUAAAUGCUAUUGAGUCAAAGUACAAAAUUGCAUCCUCGAGUAUUAAUAACCUCUAUCGCAAAAACACAAAGGGAAUUACAGCGAAAAUUGAUGACGACAUGAUUCGCUACUAUGUGGACGAGGACCUCUUCCUAUUUCAGGUUAGUCAUUCGCGUAUUAAAUCGGAUUCGGUAACGGACAGAAAUCACAAUCCAAGUUCACCUGACGAUCAAGACACGGGUGAUCCACCAAAUCAUGGUUACGACGUUACACUCAUUGAACUUCAUACAUCACCAAUUCCACUUCCACAAUCGCCAAUAACGCCAUCUUCACACGCGCAUGCGCAUAUGCACGACGCAGGUAAUACGUGAGAAAAUUAAAAAAUUUUUUUAAUAUAAUUGCAAUUUUGUAAAUAUAAAAAAACAAAAUAAUAAUAAUAAUAAUAAUAGAUCUCCACUCUCCCGGGGCCAUUGUAUACAUGCAAACACGCACACAUGCAUAUACAAACAGAGGGAUCAUUAUAUUAUAAAGCAAACAAAAAAAUAACUAUAUUAGGGAAAAAUGGUGCCAAAUUUUUCUUUUAAGUUGACAGGAGAAAAAAAUUGGCGCCAAAAAUUGUUGAAAAAUCAUUUUUUUACCGUCAAUUGAAUAGUGAUGCGAAGAGUCUUCUUAUCUUUUGGUUGGGAAAAUUUUUUUGUUAAUUAUUUUUGAUUGUCAAAGAAGAAAGUUUUAAAUAUUAAAAUUUAAUAUUUUAAAAAUUAAGCCUCACUUAAUUCAUUUUGCGAUAAGUUCCCGUUGAAUAAUUUAAAAAAUAAAUCUUUUCUUCAGUUCACUUUUAAACAAAAACCGUCUGCAUUAUGAGCAUUUUUGACUGACUUUCAGCCUUGAGAGUAUGAUUUUAAGUCCUAAGAAUCUAGACAGUCUAGAAUCUUAAAAAAUUUAGCUUUAAGCUUAAAAAUAGGCUAUACUUUUCAAUCAAGAUGUAGACGGUUUUUUUUAUUUUAUUUCUUUUAUGAUUAUCUGACAGUUAAUGUUAACUUGAAAAUAGGAUCAAAUUGGGGUUUAAAAUUGAAAUUUUAAAAUUUUGAAAAAUUAAAUUUUUAAUAUUUGAAAUUGAUAUCCAAAAAAAGAAGUGUCAAUCUAAAGAAAAAGACGGUGGUGAUGUCUGGGUGAACUUGAAAUGUGAAUUCUUUUCUCAUGAAUAUGACAGAAAAAAAAUAUUGAAAAAAGAAAACAAUCAAGUGGACCCUUAUUUUAAAAAAAGAAAGUAUAAUGUAAAUCAAGCCAAGCAAUCAUUGCUCUCGAUAAGAUAGUUUUUAUUAUUAGACUAGAUUGAUAGCUCAGAUCGUAUAGUUAAAUCAAUCAAAAUUGAUUUUAGGUCGACGUUAUAUAUUAUAUAUAUUUUUUUUGAUAGUACGUAUGACGUAUGUGUAUCAAAUUUUCAAUUUUAGUUUUUAAAUCAUUUCUAUUUUAAGACUUUUGUAAGCGUAAGAGAGAGAGAGAGAGAGAGAGAGAGAGAGAGAGAGAGAGAGAGAAUUUAAUUAAAGUUAAGAAGUGCUUUGAAUUUUAUGUACUGAAGAAGGGAAGUAAAAAAUGUAACAAUCGUAAGUGAAUGGUCAGGCGAGAUAGAGAUAGAUAUAUAAUUCUUUCCCAAAGUUUCGUCAAGUGCUCAUUAAGCGUUAUUAGUCUAGAAAUUUUACGAAAAGAAAAUAUUUUUAAUUUUUAAUAGUAUAUUCAAUUUCUUGAUAAAAUAAAAUUAAAAUAAUAAAAAUAUAAUUUAAAUGAAAAUAUAAAUGUGACGCCCUCUGAAGAAAGGUAACUGAGAAGCAAAAAUUUUGGGUUAUGUUUCUAAUUUUUGAAGUAAAAAUACAAAAAGGGGAUCAACUCUAAAUACAAACUACCGAUUUUCAAGUCUUUGUAUGUAAAAUAAUAAAUAAAAACUGAUUUUAAAUAUGAAACUCAUAUUUAAAUUAAACAACUUUUAAUUAAGGUAAAAGUAACAUAACAUAACCUUAAAAUAAUUUGCUUCUAAGGUACCUUUCUUAGGUACUCGUCACAAUUAAAAUAAAAAUAAAAUCAUAAUGAAAUUAAAAAAAAAUAAAGACUAAAAUAAAAUAUAAAUUUUUUAAAUCGGCAUCAAAAUUUUAUUGCCAGCACAAAGA
Molecule: messenger RNA, 6587 nt
Organism: Leptopilina heterotoma
Lineage: Eukaryota; Metazoa; Arthropoda; Insecta; Hymenoptera; Figitidae
Gene: grh
Product: protein grainyhead
Exons: 15
Coding region: 999-4796 (1265 amino acids)
Biological process (GO): regulation of transcription by RNA polymerase II
Cellular component (GO): nucleus
Molecular function (GO): RNA polymerase II cis-regulatory region sequence-specific DNA binding; DNA-binding transcription activator activity, RNA polymerase II-specific
Source: RefSeq, a predicted model, not a curated record